Molecule: messenger RNA, 2185 nt
Organism: Anarrhichthys ocellatus (wolf-eel)
Lineage: Eukaryota; Metazoa; Chordata; Actinopteri; Perciformes; Anarhichadidae
Gene: gjb3
Product: gap junction protein beta 3
Exons: 2
Coding region: 252-1115 (287 amino acids)
Biological process (GO): cell-cell signaling
Cellular component (GO): connexin complex
Molecular function (GO): gap junction channel activity
Source: RefSeq, a predicted model, not a curated record
UCUGGGGCAGCUCCAGUCUGUCUUCUUUAACCCCACCCACAGGCGCAUUUCUCAACCCUGCGCUCGUCUACCUGGUGAAAGGAGACAAAUCUGUGCGUUAAAGGACCAAAUUCGACGUUAGAGCGGCAAGAUAUCCCCCAUCGCUUGUCUUUAAACUAAUAAUGGACUAAUGCUUCUUUUGGUUUGAAGAUAAACUACUACUAGCAAGAGAGGAAUUCCUCAGAAGAGGGUUCUGACUGCCAGCCAAGGACAUGGACUGGAAGACCUUCCAAGCCCUCCUCAGUGGGGUGAACAAAUACUCCACGGCGUUUGGGCGGGUAUGGCUGUCUGUGGUGUUUGUAUUCCGGGUGAUGGUGUACGUGGUGGCAGCGGAGCGAGUGUGGGGCGAUGAGCAGAAGGACUUUGACUGCAACACCAAGCAGCCCGGCUGUGCCAACGUCUGUUACGACUACUUCUUCCCCAUCUCCCACAUCCGCCUGUGGGCCCUGCAGCUCAUCUUUGUCACCUGCCCGUCCUUCAUGGUGGUCAUGCACGUGGCGUACCGCGACGACCGUGAGCGCAAGCACGCGGCAAAGCACGGAGACACCAACAAGCUGUACAGCAACACGGGCAAGAAGCACGGCGGCUUGUGGUGGACCUAUCUGAUCAGCCUCUUCGUAAAGACAGGCAUCGAGGUCGCCUUCCUCUACAUCCUCCACCACAUCUACGACAGCUUCUACCUGCCAAGGUUGGUCAAGUGCCACAUGGCGCCCUGCCCCAACCUGGUGGACUGUUACAUCGGCCACCCUACUGAGAAGAAGGUCUUCACCUACUUCAUGGUUGGAGCUUCAGGCCUCUGCAUCGUCCUCAACAUCUGCGAGAUCCUUUAUCUCAUCUCCAAGCGCUUUGUACGUAUCGCGAACAAGAUGGGUAAGCGCAGUCGCAACACGGCUGUGCGUCAGGAUGAUUACAACAAGGACCCCUUCAGCAACAGCAAUGUGUCCUUGCUGAAGCGGGACCUGAAAGAUCAGCCUCCAUCCUUUAGGACCGCAAUGAAGCCUUCACACAGGCUAUCUGGACUCAAACUGGAAGGUAAGAUACGGGCCUCUGCUCCUGAUCUGUCCAGUUCUAAGUGAACGGAAGUCAGAUUGCAGCACUCACCAGUGCUUGGGCUAGAACCCAAUCACAAACAUCAGACUCAGAACAAUGAGCCAAAAGCUUCCAUGUGUGUCAGACCCUGGAAGUUGAGUCAUCAGUACUGGAUUCAUCCUGUGGGCCCCUGUGUCCACAUCUAAGACUCUUUUUGAGCGCAUGAACUUUGGUUUCCAAGUCAACAUCCACAAUAUUUACAAGUGAGCUAGAGCCAAAAAUGAUUUGUAAAGGACACAAUGGCUUUCUUCUUUGAAUACGAUAACGGUCUGUGUGCCUUUUCAACGUCACCCCUUCACCCAUAUUAGAACAUACCCGAGCUUUCUGUCUUUCUUGUGAAUAGAGUUUUGACACAGGAGGGGGAGGAAAUGAGACGCUCAGCAUCACGCAAGGAGGGCAGGACACACCUGGCAGAGGUAUUCACCCUCCCUGCCAGUGAAUACAGUGGUGUCUCAGGGUGCUCUGGUGUCACUGAAUGUUACAUGCACAUUUCAGUGAUCUCCUUUGUUUAACUGAACGUACAUCAUAGCUUUAUCUUCCCCAUUUGCCAGCCCGAUGACCUUAAAAUCAUCAAAGAAUUGUACAAAUAUUCUGCAUUGGAGUGUGGACACUCCAAAGUCAUAGAGUCAUGGCUGAGUAAUACUUGAAGGUGUGCAAACUGGCCAAUUUUAUUUUUUCUCAGAACUCCUAUAUCAUUAGUAGAUUUCUACAUCAUCUAAAGCCUCAGCAGACAUAUGCUUGGUUUAUGCUGCACAGUCACGCUGUACAUAGACUGCCUGUGUUUUGACUUGCUUGUACACAAACUCGCCUCAUCCAAGACCACUGUUGAUUUAAAUAAGACAAAAGGAAUGCUGCUGUUGAAUUCUGUGUUGGUAGUGCUGGAGCGCAGAGGAGAGGAGGUGGGAUGAAGUUUGGACAAACCGAUGGCUCAUUGAACUAUAACUCAUUUUUGUGAUACGAACUGUCCACUGUGGACAUCAGGUGAAAAUGUAUUUUAUGGCUCUUGUUGUUAAUGUAAUUUCUUACAAAACUAAAUAUAUUAAAUGUAUUGAAUGUG